Micropterus dolomieu (smallmouth bass) is the source of this 1825-nucleotide messenger RNA. Its product is annotated as L-amino-acid oxidase-like. The transcript is spliced from 8 exons. Gene Ontology annotation, biological process: amino acid catabolic process. The record is from RefSeq and is a predicted model, not a curated record. Gene Ontology annotation, molecular function: L-amino-acid oxidase activity; polyamine oxidase activity. Lineage: Eukaryota; Metazoa; Chordata; Actinopteri; Centrarchiformes; Centrarchidae. Bases 101 to 1678 code for a protein of 525 amino acids.
UUAAAGUAUUUAAGAGGUCAUGGUUUCACUUACUCACUAACAGCAAAUUCUGACAUUAUAGCACCUCAGAGGAGGGAAAGAAGGCAGUCUUAUAACUGAGAUGGAUCUGCAUGAGGGAAAAUGGAAAUUAUUUGCUGUCAGUGUGCUGCUGCUCACACUGUACCCAAGCCAUUCUGCUGCAGUCAGUAUGAAGGAGCAUCUGGCUGAUUGUCUGGAGGACAAAGACUACAAUGUGCUGCUGCAGACUGUGCAGACCGGCCUCCCACACAUAAAUACAUCUCACCAUGUUGUUAUUGUUGGAGCUGGUGUGGCUGGACUGACGGCUGCCAAGUUACUGCAAGAUGCAGGUCACAAGGUAACCAUAUUAGAGGCUAGUGGCCGUGUUGGAGGACGGGUGGAGACCUACAGGAAUGAAAAAGAAGGCUGGUAUGCUGAACUGGGAGCCAUGAGGAUCCCAAGUUAUCACCGCAUUGUCCGCUGGUUUGCUGAUGAGCUGGGAGUCAAGCUGAAUGAAUUCAUCAUGGAUGACCCCAACACCUUUUAUCUGGUUAAUGGUUUGCGGAAGAGGACGUACACAGUGAAAACAAACCCUGACGUCCUGAAAUACCAGGUGCGGAGAAAUGAGAAAGGGAAGUCAGCUGACGAGUUGCUACAGCAAGCUUUAAAGAAGGUGAAAGAUGAAGUGGAGGCUCAUGGCUGCUGGGCUGCGCUGCAAAAAUAUGACCGUUAUUCUGUGAAGGAGUAUCUGAAAGAAGAAGGAGGUCUGAGUCCAGAGGCAGUGAGGAUGAUUGGAGACCUGCUGAACGAACAGAGCCUAAUGUACACAGCGCUGAGUGAGAUGAUCUAUGACCAGACUGACAUCAGUGACAGCGUGAUGUACUAUGAAGUGACCGGUGGGUCAGACCUCCUAACCAAAGCUUUUCUCACUGUCCUUGAUGUCCCCAUCCUCCUCAACUCAAAGGUCAAACGCAUCAGCCAGUCAGAUACGGGUGUAAUUGUAUCGUACCAGAAAGGUCACCAGUCCUCUUUGAAGGACCUUUCUGCUGAUGUCGUUCUUGUAACAACCACGGCCAAAGCAGCCCUUUUCAUGAACUUUGAUCCACCUCUAUCCAUCAGAAAGAUGGAAGCCCUGAGGGCGGUACACUACGACAGCUCUACUAAAAUCAUCCUCACCUUCACCAAGAAGUUCUGGGAGACAGACUGCAUCCAAGGAGGAAAGAGCAUUACAGACGGUCCCUCUCGUUACAUCUAUUACCCCAGCCACAGUUUCCCAACAAAUGACACCAUCGGGGUCCUCCUGGCCUCCUACACCUGGUCGGAUGACUCCCUCCUCUUCCAAGGAGCGAGCGACGAAGACCUGAAAGAGCUUGCUUUGAGAGAUUUGACAAAGAUCCACGGCGAGUAUAUCAGGUCUCUCUGCACAGGGGUGGUGGUAAAGAGGUGGAGUGUGGAUCCUUACAGCUUGGGUGCCUUUGCUCUCUUCACACCCUACCAACAUUUAGAGUACGCUAAGGAGCUCUUCAAAAGUGAAGGCAGGGUGCACUUUGCUGGUGAACACACAGCCUUCCCUCACGCUUGGAUUGAGACAUCUAUGAAGUCUGCAAUCAGGGCUGCUACCAAGAUUAACAAAGUGGUGCUCAAAGACUCGGCUAAGUGUCCAGCACGAGAUGAACUCUAGAGUCUGAAGAACUGAGUCCAAGCAACUGAGUGUUAUAGUGUUAAUAUCAAAUUGUGUAGUAUAUCUAUCUAAUCACACAGAAUGUAUAAUAUAUUGAAAUGCCACUUUCUUAAAAUAUUAAUUAGUACUUGUUUCAUAAUGACUUAA